AUGGGCAUUGUCUUUUCUGAGGUGGCAGCAUGGUUAUACUUGGCUGUCACUGUAGCGCUGGGGGGAACAGUUCUUUGCAAACUCGAGAAGAGCCCCAGGCAGGUGGGGAGAGGACCCAGCUACCUGGUGGGCCUCUGGGGAGCUGCUUGCCUGCUCAGUUUGCCCUUUUACUACGGAGUGACUCUCUUCUUCCUGUCCUGUUCUCUCCUGUAUUCUUACCUAGCUGGUCAAGAGCUGCUACCUGUGCAUCACAAGGCAGUCCUGAUCACAGGCUGUGACACCGGGAUUGGCCAUGUUUUGUCCAAGUAUCUGGAUGAGCUGGGCUUCACAGUAUUUGCGGGAGUGUUGAAUGAAAAAGGACCAGGAGCAGAGGAACUUCGGAGAAGCUGCUCUUCAAGGCUCUGUGUGAUACAGCUGGAUGUCACCAACUCAACCCAGAUACGAGAGGCAUACAGCAAGGUGUUGGAGAAGGUGCAGGACAGAGGACUGUGGGCUGUGAUCAACAAUGCUGGCAUCCUUGGCUUCCCUGCUGACGGGGAGCUUAUUCCCAUGAGCGACUACAGGCAGUGCAUGGCUGUGAAUUUCUUGGGAGCUGUGGAAGUCACUAAGACCUUACUGCCUUUUCUUCGGAGAUCCAAGGGGAGGCUGGUGAAUGUCUGCAGCAUGGCAGCUGGGGUCCCAUUGCAGAAACUGGCAGCCUACAGCUCAUCUAAGGCAGCUCUGAUGAUGUUCUCAGGCGUUCUGAGACAAGAACUUUCCAAAUGGGGAGUCAAAGUAAUCAUCAUCCAACCCGGAGCCUUCAAAACAAAUAUUGCAGGCACAAAUGAGAUGUGGAAUAAGUUGGAAAAGAACCUUUUGGAUGCCCUAGACCCUGAGGUGCAGAAGGACUAUGGGCGGGACUAUGUCCUUGCCCUACGGAAUUUUGUCCGCUCAUUGCCUCUGAUGUGCAGCUCAGACUUCUCCCCUCUGCUCCUGGAUAUUUCUCAUGCGGUGUCUGCGAAGAGCCCCUUUGCUGUGUACACACCGGGGAAAGGGUGUUACCUGUGGAUCUGCCUUGCCUCCUUCCUCCCUGCUUCGGUGUUCGAUUUUCUCAAGAAAAUAGAGUUAGGGUUCUUUAAAAAGAUGAAGAAUGGUAAGCACACUGCCCUGCAAAAAUAA
Messenger RNA from Chrysochloris asiatica (Cape golden mole), 1158 nucleotides. It is a transcript of the gene HSD17B2, whose product is annotated as hydroxysteroid (17-beta) dehydrogenase 2. The transcript has 5 exons. NCBI's taxonomy places the organism in Eukaryota, Metazoa, Chordata, Mammalia, Afrosoricida, Chrysochloridae. The coding region runs from base 1 to 1158 and encodes 385 amino acids. Gene Ontology annotation, molecular function: oxidoreductase activity. The record is from RefSeq and is a predicted model, not a curated record.